Fusarium oxysporum Fo47 is the source of this 1551-nucleotide messenger RNA. Its product is annotated as hexose transporter protein. Lineage: Eukaryota; Fungi; Ascomycota; Sordariomycetes; Hypocreales; Nectriaceae. The transcript has 11 exons. Bases 1 to 1551 code for a protein of 516 amino acids. Gene Ontology annotation, biological process: carbohydrate transport; transmembrane transport. Gene Ontology annotation, molecular function: carbohydrate:proton symporter activity. Gene Ontology annotation, cellular component: membrane. The record is from RefSeq and is a predicted model, not a curated record.
AUGGCCUCCAACGUUAAGUGGCACGAACUCUCAAACAAUACCGAUCCUACCUGGUACAAAGAUGCAGGUUUACGUCGAAAUGUAGCCUUGGGUUUGGGACUUUGCCUCGUGAUUGCCACCAAUGUAUACCAAGCAAGUCUUCUGGCUGGCUUUCAAGCGAUGCCAGCAUGGCAAGCUUAUUUUAAGAGCCCUACCGGUGCUCUGCUAGGCAUUUAUUCCGCCUCAUUUUUCAUUCCUUCGAUUUUCACGUCCUUCAUUGGUGAUUACAUCUCUACUAAGUUCGGGCGACGAUGGUGCAUUUUCGUCGCCAAUAUAAUUCUAGUCCUUGGAGCCCUUAUCAACACUUUUACUUCCUCUGUGGGCAUGUGGUGUGCUGGUCGUGCCGUGAUGGGAGCUGGAGUUGGCCUUGUCAAAGUAGCGGCCCCCGUUCUCAUCCAGGAGAUUAGCCAUCCCCGACUUCGACCGAUCUUAGGGUCCUGCUACCAAACAUUUGCGUAUUUCGGUAUCUUCUUCGCGGCCCUGAUGACUUUUGUUGGCCUGUAUGUUCCCGGAAACUGGGGAUGGCGAUUCCCCUCGCUGCUUCAAGUCCUUGGCCCCGUCGCUGUUGUCAUUGUUACUGUAUACUGUCCGGAAUCUCCGCGGUGGCUUAUUAAGAACGGCCGGGAGGAACAAGCUCUCAAGGUCCUUGCCACGUUGCAUGCCAACGGCAAUGAGAGUGAUGCACUUGUGCAGUUUGAGAUGGAUCAAAUCAAAACAGCCAUUGAGCAAGAAAUGGUUCAGCAAAAGGCCAGUCUCCUGGAUUUCCUUCGCACCCCUGGCAACAGAAGGCGAUUGGCAACACUUGUAGCCCUGGCAUGUUCUCUCAACUGGAUGGGCAAUGGCAUUAUCACCUAUUACCUUGCACCUAUUCUCAAAUCUGUCGGAAUUACCGCCCCGGUUCAAAUCACCUUGAUCAACGCAGGCCUCGCACUAUGGAACUUGAUUCUCGCCGCUAUCGCUGCUGUUAACUGCGAUAAAGUCGGCCGUCGACCUCUGUUUUUGACAUCAACUGCAGGCAUGUUGUGCUCAUACGCUGUGGUCAUGGGGUUGUCUGCAGGAUUCUCCAAUAUUAAGGAGCACGCACUUGGCAUUGCUGUUAUCCCAUUCCUCUUCAUCUACUUCGGAUUCUAUGAUAUAGCAUACACCCCUCUCCCAAUCUCUUACACUGUCGAGAUUCUUCCAUUCUCUAUCCGAUCUAAAGGCAUGGCUCUGUUUACCAGCACUGCUACUUUGGGUAAUGCGUUUAACCAAUUUGUUAAUCCAAUUGCUCUUAAGAAUAUUGCAUGGCGAUAUUACGCCGUCUAUAUCGGGAUUCUAAUCUUUUACUUCUGUUUCAUCUUUUUCAUGUUUCCAGAGACCAAGCGUCUCUCGGCCGAAGAAGCGUCAGAGGUUUUCGAUUUCGAUAGACACGGCCGUCCUCUUGGCAAGACAGUGGAUUCUGAGCAGGGUGCGAACUUUGGUAAUGAUAAGGACGUGUCCGAAUGUGCAAUCGACAGUGUAAACAAGGCCUAG